AUGAUUAAGUUGGAAUAUCAAAAAUAUGAAUUAUUUGGGAAGAAACAUGAAAAGAAUCAUCGGAAAGAUUAUGAAAUAAUAAUAAAAAUAGAAAUUGGAAUUUUUGACCGCUCACAUGUCGAACAUUUUUACGAUUUUUGGUACAAUUGGAAAUCUUGGCGUGAAUUUUCUUAUUUGGACGCUGAAGAUAAACAACGAGGAGAGGAUAGAUGGGAAAGAAGAGAAAUUGAGAAACAAAAUAAGGCUGAAAGAGAAAAAAGACGAAAAAAAGAUUUGAAGCGAAUUUCUACAUUGGUCGAGAUGGCAUAUUCUGUUGACCCAAGAAUUGUAAAAAUAAAAGAGGAGGAUAAAAAUAAAAAAUUGCAAAUGAAAGAGCGUAGACGUAAAGAAAAGGAAUUGAAAGAAAAAAUUGAAUUGGAACAAAAAAGGCAAAAGGAAAAAGAUUUGGAAGAGGAAAUGAUUAAAAAGAAUGAAGAGGAAAAGAAGGCUUUACAGGCUAAACAACAAAAGAAAAAAUUGUUGUCAAAUCAGCGUAAACAACUCCGUGAUUUGUCAUCUAACAAAAAUUAUUGGUUAGACAAUUCACUUGCUGCAGAAAAUCCUGAACAAGUUUUUGCAAUUUCUGAACAGAUUGAAAGGUUAUGUUUGUCUGCAGAAGUUGAUGAAUUGGUUAAUCUUUGUGAACGAUUAAAAGAUAUUUGUGUUUAUGAUGAUGCAUUGAGGAUAUUGAGAGAAUGUUCAAAUCCUGAGAGUUCUAGUAACUCCAAACAGUCAAAUAAUGGAAUGCCUAAAAAUUCAGCCCAGCCAAAUGAUGCCAAAACAAAUUCUUCUACAACAAAUGCUUGGACUCAUACAGAAUUACAAUUGUUGGUAAAAGCUGUUAAUUUAUUCCCUCCUGGGACUCAAGAACGUUGGAAGCAAGUUUCUGGCUAUAUUAAUGAGCACAGCGGUGAGGGAAACAAGCGUAGUGAAAAAGAUGUUAAACAACUCAAGUCUGGGCAAUUUCCUCCAAGCAAUAAUUCAUCUACUGUUCUUGUCAAUAAAAACAUACCGCAACAACAAACAACAACAGAUAUUCCAAUUAAUAACACAAACAACAGCCAAAAUAAUGAGCAACAAAACAACAUUAAUAAAAAUACUGAAGAUGAAUGGAAUGCUGAACAACAACGGCAAUUUGAAAAAGCAUUGAAAGAAAUACCUUCAAGUGAUGCUGAAAGGUGGGAUAAAAUAGCUGCAGCAGUAGAUGGAAAAACAAAGAAACAAUGUGUUAGGAGAUAUAAAAAAUUGGCUGAGAUGGUUAAAAAUGCUAAAACUGAGGCUGCUAAAUGAGAAAAAUUAAAAAUUUGAAAAAUAGUUAAGGGGGUCUGACGUGAGCUGUAGCUGCCAUUAAUAGUCCUCAGUCUACCACAGACUCUUAUAACUAGGCCUUAAUGUUCAUUUCAGGUCGAUUUUUUGUUCUACUAAUCGAUGUAGCUCGACGAAAUAUAGUGGAUCAUUCCAAGAUUUUGCCUAGAUCAGGGCUGUGCGCAAUUGGAAAAAAAUUUCCCAGCCACAAUCCGCAAUUUUAAUUUUUAUAUCGCAAACGCAAUCACGCAAGACAAAAAAAACACGCAAUCCGCAAUUGCGCCCCCAGUCCUGAUCUAGAUCCGCGACUUUUUUUAAGCUCUGGGUAGGCUGAGAAAAGCUCUGUGGUAGAUUGUGGAGUAUCCCUCAUUUAAACGUAUAUCCUAUUUCGGGUUAAUUUUAUAAAAUCUUGAGUUUUCCAACUUAAAAAAUCAAGUUGUAGAGACUCCUCUUUUCUUUGUUAUAUUUAAAAAUUCAAGAGCUGAUCCAUCCACUUGGAAAAAAGAUAUUGCUUAUUGGGGGCUUUCGAGAGCUAAUUAUCUCUUGUCAGCCUAUUAUUUUUUAUUGUUUUAUUCCUGGGGGGAAGACCACAACCAAAAAAAAUUAUUAAAAUGUCUCCAAAAAGGUCUCUCUCUAUUUUUAAAAUUAUAUCCAACAAAAAAAAUUUUUUUCUUAUUAAUUAAAAUGUUGUUUUUCUCUCUCAUAUUUUUUGCCUGCUCAAAAAAUUGUUAU
This is a messenger RNA of Meloidogyne enterolobii, 2076 nucleotides long. The record is from the annotation of a GenBank genome assembly. Lineage: Eukaryota; Metazoa; Nematoda; Chromadorea; Rhabditida; Meloidogynidae.